Zingiber officinale is the source of this 1192-nucleotide messenger RNA. RefSeq names its product ADP,ATP carrier protein ER-ANT1-like. Gene Ontology annotation, molecular function: ATP:ADP antiporter activity. NCBI's taxonomy places the organism in Eukaryota, Viridiplantae, Streptophyta, Magnoliopsida, Zingiberales, Zingiberaceae. The transcript has 4 exons. The coding region runs from base 134 to 1084 and encodes 316 amino acids. Gene Ontology annotation, biological process: mitochondrial ATP transmembrane transport; mitochondrial ADP transmembrane transport. The record is from RefSeq and is a predicted model, not a curated record. Gene Ontology annotation, cellular component: mitochondrial inner membrane.
GUUUUAAUUUAACGCUAACCAUCUGAUCCGCGGUCCUUAUUGGACCUGACGCUCCGCAUCUUGCGUCGGCGGCGGCCUUCGAAAAACAGAGGCGAGGGAACAAAAGCUAGCGGUCGAAAUCGGAGAGGGCGAGAUGGGGGUCGCUGCCGAUGCGGCAACCGUGGCGGUAGCGGCUCCACCGACCAAGAAGAUGGCGGCCGACUUUGUGAUGGGCGGGGCGGCCGCAGUAUUUGCCAAAAGCGGGGCAGCGCCGGUGGAGCGGGUGAAGCUCCUGCUGCAAAACCAGGGGGAGAUGAUCAGGAGGGGGCAUUUGACUAGGCCUUACCAGGGCAUUAGGGAUUGCUUCGCAAGGGUUCUCAAUGAAGAAGGGGUUCUCGCCUUGUGGAGAGGCAACCAGGCCAAUGUCAUCCGAUAUUUCCCUACUCAGGCUUUCAAUUUUGCAUUCAAGGGCUAUUUUCGAAGCCUUUUUGGCUUCUCAAAAGAGAAAGAUGGUUACAUGAAAUGGUUAGCGGGGAAUGUAGCUUCAGGUAGCGCAGCUGGAGCAACAACAUCCAUGUUACUAUACCAUUUAGAUUAUGCAAGGACUCGGCUUGGCACAGAUGCAAUUGAAUCCAAAGCUAACAGUGAACGACAGUUUAAAGGACUAGCUGACGUCUACAGAAAGACUCUAGCAACUGAUGGUAUUGUUGGCUUGUAUCGAGGUUUUAGUGUUUCCAUACUGGGCAUCACUUUGUAUCGGGGCUUGUAUUUUGGCAUUUAUGAUACCAUGAAACCCAUUAUCCUAGUUGGACCACUGGAGGGCAACUUCUUUGCCAGUUUCACAUUAGGCUGGAGUGUGACUACAUUUUCUGGCAUUUGUGCAUACCCUUUUGAUACGCUGCGUCGGAGAAUGAUGUUGACCUCCGGACAGCCAUUCAAGUAUCAAAAUGCAUAUCAUGCUCUGAAGACAAUAGUAGGGAAUGAAGGUUUCUUUGCACUUUUCAGAGGUGCUGCUGCAAACAUGCUAUCAGGGAUGGCCGGAGCUGGUGUUCUUGCAGAUUCUAACACAGACCGCCGAGGGAUUUUAUAUAUUUCAUGGGGAUGAUGAAGGAAGCCUGCAGGAGAGAAGGUGGCAGAAUAUGAGAAGGGAGGCUGAAGAGAAACGUCUAAGAAAGUCACAUGUAUACCAUGGAGACUUCUCAUGGAAACAGGU